AUUGCAAAUAUUAAUGGUUCCAGCGAAUAAAUAAAAAUAAAACAAUAAAAACCUAAUAUGAACCGAACGCUUUUAUAAUAGAUGCGUAAACAAUUUAUAAUAGUGAUAAUAAAAAAUUGCACUUUUACAAAAACAUAAUACAUUUGUAAAUAUAUCAUGCAUUUACAAAUGUAUUAUAUAUAUAUAUAUAUGACAUGCGCGGAUGUGUAUGUAUGUGUAUUCUUUUAAUGUGUGUGCGCACAUGACACAUAAAUGAAAAUGGCCGCAACGUGGAGGCAUCGUCCGAGGUCGCGAUAAAGAUUUCGCUCUACGAUGGUUAGGAUAAACGUCAACAGAUUUCUACACACGUGCUCGCUGUUCGUCUGCAAUCUGACGUAUGCGAUAAUUCGUUUGAUACAUUCGUACAUCAAAAGGCUGGUAAAUGAUUGGUAUCAGAAGCACAGGUCCGUAAGGAUCGUGCAUCGCAGCGAGAACUUUUUGAUAGUAGACAAGCCCUACGACAUGUAUAUAAACAGUAAUAAUCCUAACAGGAAGAAUACUCUGCAGACGAAACUGCGCGAGAUGCUGCCGGACCUGGUUAACCCGCGGCUGUGCCACGAGUUUCAUUUCGUUCACCGGCUGGACUAUCCAACGAGCGGCGUCAUGUGCAUAGCGUUAAAUAAAAGGGCGGCCAGAGCAGCGUCGUACGCUUUUGAAAACCAUAAAGUACAAAAGUUCUAUCUGGCACUGGUACAUGGCCACAUACAUGAACCUCACAUCAUAAUCGACAAAGCUAUCGGUGCUGAUAUUCGAGAAAAGACUGGCAACCAUAAGAUGUGUACAAGCGACAGUGUCUUUUGUGAUAAGCCACGUAGGUCUUACACGACGUUGGUAGUGUUGGAACGUGGAUUUUGGAAAGGCAAGCCUGCCACUAAAAUUUUGUUGGCACCUGGCACAGGUAGACGGCAUCAGUUGAGGGUGCAUUGUCAUCAUAUCGGUCAUACAGUCAUAGGAGAUUACACAUACAGCGAAGGCAAAGAUGUUGAGCCUGACAGAACCUACCUUCAUUCUCUUAGGUUAAUACUAAACUGUGAUAUUGAAAAUAUAGACGUGAGAACGGUGGAUCCGUUCGACGCCUCUAUAUUGUCCGAUUAUAAAGUGACGAAUGUAAUAAAGAUCUUGGACGAGAAUAUAUUUCGUGAUAUAUACAAACUCGUGGAAUAAAAAUUGAAAUGUUCUUGUUUUGUAA
Monomorium pharaonis (pharaoh ant) is the source of this 1228-nucleotide messenger RNA. RefSeq names its product RNA pseudouridylate synthase domain-containing protein 1-like. Bases 313 to 1203 code for a protein of 296 amino acids. Gene Ontology annotation, molecular function: RNA binding; pseudouridine synthase activity. Gene Ontology annotation, biological process: pseudouridine synthesis. NCBI's taxonomy places the organism in Eukaryota, Metazoa, Arthropoda, Insecta, Hymenoptera, Formicidae. The record is from RefSeq and is a predicted model, not a curated record. The transcript has 4 exons.